Molecule: messenger RNA, 930 nt
Organism: Humulus lupulus (European hop)
Lineage: Eukaryota; Viridiplantae; Streptophyta; Magnoliopsida; Rosales; Cannabaceae
Product: pentatricopeptide repeat-containing protein At3g22670, mitochondrial-like
Exons: 1
Coding region: 1-930 (309 amino acids)
Molecular function (GO): protein binding
Source: RefSeq, a predicted model, not a curated record
AUGGAUUCAUUGGUCAAGAGGAAUGGCGUUAAGCAUGCCCAUGAGGUUUUCUUGGAGUUUAAGGAUUCAAUACCAAUGAAUGCACAAAGUUUCAACAUUUUAAUAAAAGGUUGGUGCAAAACUAGGAAGCUUGCUAUUGCUAGGGAGAUUAUGGAGGAUAUGGAGAAACAUGGGUAUCAGCCCAAUUUGCUUUCUUAUACAUGUUUCAUCAGAUUUUACUGUGAGCGCAGUCAUUUUCGAAAAGUAGGUACCAUUCUUGAUGAAAUGAAGGUCAAAGGUUGUGCCCCAACUAUUGUCACGUACACCAUUGUAAUGAAUUAUUUAGGGAAGGCUAAACAAAUAAAUAAAGCUUUGGAGGUUUAUGAGAAAAUAAAGGAGAGUGGUUGUGCUCAUGAUACUUCUUCUUUCAACUCUUUCAUUUUCAUUCUUGGCCAAGCGGGAAGAUUGAAAGAUGCUGAAGAUGUGUUCGAUGAUAUGCCAAAGAAAGGAGCUGCCCCAAAUCUAGUAACCUACAACACUUUGAUUUCUAUGCAUUGUGAUCAUUCGCAAGAAAAGGAAGCUUUGAAGUUGCUUAAGAAAAUGGAAGACACAUGUUGCAAACCGGACCUAAGGACUUAUGCUCCUCUGUUGAAGAUAUGCUGCAGUAAGAGGAGGAUGAAAGUACUCUACUUUCUGCUAAACCAUAUGUAUAACAACAAUGUAAGUAUUGAUGUUUCGACCUAUGGUCUUCUGAUUUGUGGGCUUUGCAAGAAUGGGAGAGUAGAAAAUGCUUGUUUUUUCUUCAAGGAAAUGGUUUCAAAGGAACUGAUUCCCCAUAACACCUCGUAUGAUAGAUUGACAGAAGAACUUAAGGCCAGGAAUAUGGUUGAAGAAAAAGAAAGGAUUGACAAGUUAAUGUUGAAGGCAAAGAAGACUGUAACAAUUUCUUAA